Molecule: messenger RNA, 1663 nt
Organism: Pyrus x bretschneideri (Chinese white pear)
Lineage: Eukaryota; Viridiplantae; Streptophyta; Magnoliopsida; Rosales; Rosaceae
Product: zinc finger protein CONSTANS-LIKE 6-like
Exons: 2
Coding region: 183-1547 (454 amino acids)
Biological process (GO): regulation of DNA-templated transcription
Cellular component (GO): nucleus
Molecular function (GO): zinc ion binding; protein binding
Source: RefSeq, a predicted model, not a curated record
GCUCUGUAAAAGCGCCGGUUGUGGGGCAGGCACUCGAGCCCUAAUUAUUUCUUGCGCUCUUCACUUAUAUAAAAGUGCAUUUUAUCAGACAGUUGCUACUCUCGAAUUCGCACUAUUUAACUGUACUCUCUCAGAAAAAGCUUUUGGGAUUUCAAAUUUUGUGUCGAAUUUUGUUUUCUUUGAUGAAUUCUAGCAAGAAAGUGGCACACGCCGUCGGCGGAAAAACUGCCCGGGCGUGUGACAGCUGCAUAAAAAAGAGAGCUCGUUGGUACUGCGCUGCCGACGACGGUUUCUUAUGCCAAGCCUGCGACUCCGCCGUGCACUCCGCCAACCAGUUGGCCCAUCGGCACAAAAGGGUUCUCUUGAAGACGGCGUCGUCGCUCAAACCUAGCAACAAAGAUGAUCGAGCGAGCGCUGUUUCGGAGACCUCAGCGGCACCGUCUUGGCACCGGGGGUUCACGCGGAAGGCACGGACACCGCGGGGCGGUAAGUCCAUGACACAUCAUGGAAAAUCCGAGGAAGGCGUUCGGAACCUGUUUCCGCAGGUUCCGGAAGUUGGGGGAGAUGAUAUUAACUCGUACGAUGAAGAAAAUAAAGAGGACCAACAGCUGCUUUAUAGGGUUCCGAUAUUCGAUCCGUUUGUUGCGGAGCUGUGCAAUAACUCUGGUAAUUCUAACGAAGAUGCAGUUGCUAAUUAUGAAGCUAACAAUCUUAGUACUGUUUCUGAUCAUGUCGGAAUCGAAUCAAAAGCAGUUUCGUCGUUGCCGAAUUUUAAUUGCCACGAUGGAUUUCCGCUUCCGAGCGACAUGGAUCUUGCGGAGUUCGCGGCUGACGUGGAUAGUUUGCUGGGGAGAGGCGUUGAUGAUGAUGAGUGUUUUGGGAUGGAAAGGUUAGGGUUUAUGGAUUGUAAAAAAAAGGAAUCGAAUGGUAGAGUGAAGCUUGAGGAGGAUGAUGAUCAAGAGGGAACAGACGACGUUGAUUUUAUGGGGUGCCAAUUAGGGGAGAGUGAGAUUGACAUGAUGAGGGAGCCGUUUGCUUUGAAUUUUGAAGAUUACGAUGACUCGCCUGCAUCGUGCGGCGAGCAGGAUGAUAAACUGAGAGUGGGAUCCUAUAGUAAGUGUAGUACAGAAGAUCAUGAACGUGAGGAUGCGGACGACGAUGCAAGAGAUAACAGCAAGAAGAGGAAGAUGAUUUUGAGGCUGGAUUACGAGGCGGUGAUUACAGCCUGGGAUGGCUCCCCGUGGACCUCCGGUGACCGCCCGGAUUUCGACUCCGAAUGCUUGCCUGACUACAUGGGUGCAUGUGGAGCUGAACUUCAUUAUCCUUAUGGGGAAAUGAACGGGCUUGGAGUUCACCCGGCAAUGGUGGACGGAGGGAGGGAGGCGAGGGUGUCGAGAUAUAGAGAAAAGAGGAGGACACGGCUGUUCUCGAAGAAAAUAAGGUACGAAGUUCGGAAACUGAAUGCCGAGAAGAGGCCAAGAAUGAAAGGGAGGUUUGUCAAGAGAGCAUCCUUUGCAGGAUCUGCUUUUCCCGUGCUUGCCAAAUGAACGUCCCUCCGGCCCGGUGGUUGAGUCCAUAAGUUUACCUCAUAGUAAACUUGAGUUUGUGUAUACAUGCACAAGCAUGUACAUCAAUUAUUAUUUAAAUAAAUCUUUUUGACUCA